This is a messenger RNA of Aspergillus steynii IBT 23096, 695 nucleotides long. RefSeq lists its product as uncharacterized. The record is from RefSeq and is a predicted model, not a curated record. The transcript has a single exon. Lineage: Eukaryota; Fungi; Ascomycota; Eurotiomycetes; Eurotiales; Aspergillaceae. The coding region runs from base 119 to 571 and encodes 150 amino acids.
CGAUCUAGGCUCUAAGAUUCAACAAUGAACCGUGCGAGAGCCGACUUUCAAGGCACUCGACACAGUAGAGGAGGGUUUGGAGAAAAAAGAAAGAGGGGAGGGAGAGGAAGAAAAAAAAAUGAUGCCGUCGGAGGCGAGGGGAGACGCCGACGCUCAAGCCAAGGUGGGUAAAUUAAUGUCUAUUGGCGUACUCCGUAAACAGUCGAGACCAAGAGAGAGAUCGAAAAAGAAAAAAAGAAAAAGAAAAAGAAAAAGAAAAGAAAAGACAGGCGCUUUCCAGGUGGCCAGAGGAUCGCCUGCAGCCCAGGACGGGGCAGCACGUCUAGCGCGCAGCAGCAAUGGCCACAGUGGAUGGUGUAGACUGGAACUUGAAAUUGCUGAGCGGAUGGAAUCCGAUCAGGAUAGAAAGGUCCGAGAAUGGGUAUUGAAAAGAUUAAAACAGUCUAAGAAAGAAUUCCCGAAAAGAAAAAGAAGAACCGGUUCAGGGGAGGGAGGAGAGAAGAAGAGAAAAGAAAAGCGAAGCCGAAAAACGGUGAUGAUGAGGAUCUACUGUGUUUCAGGGGUGAAAUAAUAAUACACGCGCCAAACACGGGAGCCAUGGUUCUGCGGUCGCGACUCAUCCCAGCCGGAGAUCGAUUCCCUCCAUGAGCUGGAGCGUUCCGGGCUUGAAGGCGCACUGGGCCCGGUCCUACUCC